Molecule: messenger RNA, 5099 nt
Organism: Magnolia sinica
Lineage: Eukaryota; Viridiplantae; Streptophyta; Magnoliopsida; Magnoliales; Magnoliaceae
Product: FIP1[V]-like protein
Exons: 9
Coding region: 822-4805 (1327 amino acids)
Biological process (GO): mRNA processing
Source: RefSeq, a predicted model, not a curated record
GAAGAGGGCCUCUCUCUCUCUCUCUCUCUCUCUCCGCAGUCGGGCUAGGGUUAGGGUUAGGGUUUUAGAAAGGCAAUGCAUUUUCCGAAAGCCCUAAUAUUUAUCUAUCGAGCUUGCUUUCUUCUUCGAGGUAGGCUCUGAAAUUCCAUAUCAGAAUCUCCGCUCGUACGGAUUCCAGCUCUAACGAUCCUUUCUCCCCUUCUUUUGGAUUGGAUUAGCUAGAAAGAUGGGAUUUUACGAAUGCUUUUGAUUUUUUCUUGAUGUGGAGUCAGGAGUUCAGGACCGCUUUCAUCUUGUUUCAGUUGGGUUUUUGAAUUCGAAUCCCUUUGUAUACCAGCUUAUCGGUUUUUCUUCGUAGCUUCUUUUGUUUGGAUUGGAAUUUUGUGGAGUGUGAAAGAAAUGUAUGAUUCUGGAAGCGUCUCCCAUGAUAAGUUUGUGGUCGGAUGAAGUCACGGCCUUUUAAUCUUUUCUUAAUUGGGUUGUUGAAUUUACGUACCGUUUAUCAGAAUUUCAGUUUAUGGAUUGCGACUGAGUUGGGAUUUUCUCUGGUUAAGCUUUGGGUUUGUCAGAUAUGAAAGGAAGUUAUGAUUUUGAGCUGUUUUCGAAGUGGUUUUGAGAUUAAAUGAAGACCCCUUUUGUCUUAGUCCAACCGGGUUGCUGAAUUCGCAUUCCCAUCUGUGGCUGACUUUGGCUUCUUCGUAGUUCAUUGGGUCGGAUUAGAGUUCUGUGGAAUAUGAAAGAAGGAUGUGUUUUAGAGCUGUUUUCAGUACAUUCUUGAGAUGAAAUCAAGACCAUUUCUGUCUUAGUCCAAUUUGGUUAAGAUGGUAGAGAUGGAUGAUUUUGGCGAUCUCUACACGGACGUUGAAGUUCAAAUGAAUGGUGGGAUUGGAAGCUUCCAUCAUUUAUAUAUAGAAGAAGGGGAGAAGAAUGACAGUAAGCCAGUUGAUUCUCAUAAGAAAGGGAUCAAGGUCGAUUCAGUUGGCGGAGAUAAUAAAGUUAGUGAGUACGAAGAGGGAUUGGUUGGGUCUGAUUCAGAAAUGCCGGUCUUGGAAGCAGAUGAUGGGAAUCAGAUUGUGGAAAAUGGGAGCGAUAGCGAAGACGAUUUACAUAUUGUCUUGAAUGAGGAAGAUUGUCGGGUGUUUCCGACUUCUCGAGGUACAAGCAUGGUGAACAAAGGAAGAGUGGAGGGGAGCGACGAUGAGGAUGAGGAUGGUGAUUUGGUGAUUGUUACGGAAGCUGAUAGUUUGAGUAAGGAUCGGAAAUGGGUUGACCCUUUACAGUUGCCAAUAGAUGGAUUGGAUCAGUGUACUGGCGGUCCUGGUGCUGAAAGAGGGAAUGUGUUGAAGGGCGGUUAUCUUUCACAACAUUCCCAAUUCAAGUAUGUAAGGCCUCAUGCAGCAGCAUUUCCAGGCAGCAUGAGAACUGGUGAAUCUGGGGGAGUUGCAUCCUUCUCUUCUCCCUUGUCCAGUAGAGGUGAUUGGGAUGUAAAUGGAGGCAGCCAGCAGAAGAUGUCAUGCUCAGGGCUUAUUACUUCAUCCUGUAAUUUUGGCAUUCCAGCCGUAACUCAGAAUGCUUUUGGUUUCUCUCUUCCCCGAAACAGGACCAUAUUAGAUGUAGGUAUUGAAACAUUUGAGCGGAAACCCUGGAGGCAUCCUGGAGUUGACAUAACAGACUUCUUUAACUUUGGCUUGGAUGAGGAAAGUUGGAAAAACUAUUGCAAGAGCAUGGAGAAUUUUCGGCAACAAACUACCAUGCAGACUAAAAUUCCUGUCUAUGAGUCUUUAAGGCCUUUUCAGGUAUAUGAACCUGGAUUUCUCCACAGAACUGUGGCUUCAGAAAUUACAUUGGGUGAAUUUGCUCAUCCUGGGCUAGAGGAAAGAAUUUCCUCAUUUGCAGAAAAUGUUGAUGGUGGUGUGAGGAGCUCUGAAAUGCCAAAAGGCAGAGCAAUUCUAGUUGAAGGCAGCAUCGGAGAGCGUAGGCCAUCCAUGGAUGUAAGGCGCCCACGUCAUCGUGAUUUGGAUGUUGUGAUACAGAUUACAGUACAGGAUUCUACAGAAGAUGCCUCUGUUUCAGGCAAUGAGGAACCAAAGCAUAUAGAUGGUGCAUUACUUAACUUAACUGAGAAUGGGGGUUCCGAAGAUAGCCAAAACAUGCAACGUUUUGGCAAUGCUCGCGCUCGUGGAGAUGUACAGCCUGCAGACAGUGUUGAUGAAUCUACCGGGAGGUACUCCCAACCAAAAGCCAAAUGCGAUUCAUCAAAUCUGGACAGCGAUUAUCACAGAGAUGAGAUGACUGAUCUAGACAGGCCUCUCUCCUGGAAGGUGAAAGAACCUCUUUCCGAGGAAAACAUCGAAGCACUAGAAACUGCACAUGGUUCCAAGGUAGGGGAUGAAGGCUAUCCCUGCAAAGCAGACAAGGAAGCUGAAUCAGCUUUUGACAGCCAGAUUCAGCACAGUACAAGUCCUCCCUAUCUUGGGGGCCAUUCUAAAGCAUCAAAGGCUGGGGUCCCUACAGGUAUGGAGAAAUCUUAUCAUCAUACACAAAAGCCAACUUCAAGCUCAGUCUCUGGGCCACAGGAGCCAAUCAUGUCCGAGCACCAUCACUCUAAUGACUUGAAAAGUGACAACAGUAAGACUGAUGAAGACAUCAAAGAUACUUCUCAAAACCAACGCGCCAUUCAAGAUGAGCAGAAUCACCACAGUCGAGCUAGACUCCGCAGUGUUGCAGAAUUGAAGAUCCCCAUGGAUGAUGAUGGUGGUUCUCCAUGGGCCAACCGCAAGGACUGGUAUCGUGGGGCUCGUGUAAACUGUGGGGUGCGGAAGGAGAAACGGCGCCACCACGAUUUUGAUGAGGAAGAAGAUUUAUCUUAUUACGGAGAGACGGAAAUAUCAAUUGGUUAUCGUGGCAGAGGAUUUGCUGAAAAACAGACUAUGAGAAAUGCCUACACCAAACAGUUUCAUAGGAAGGAUGAUCUGCAAUUCCGAGAAGAAACGAAGCCAUUUCUUAGAAGAAGCCGGAAUGAAAGAGAAUAUUUUCACGAGAGAAGGGAUAACGAAAUAACUGAAAGGGAGUGUUAUUAUCAGGCAAAAGGGGUGGGUGUUAUUGCUCAUAAGGAAUCCAAGCUAUUAAUUUCAGGGAACUCCUUUUACCCAGAAAAGGAAGGAUAUCCAUGUCAUAGAAGGAAAAGUGAGAACAGCCACCGUCUUGUAAAGGGACCCGCAGAUGAUGAUUUUGCUCCAGAACGUAGACAUAGAGAGGAUUUUUUCGAAGAAAAGUAUGGAAGACAUGCACCAUACUGUGGCAGGGAAGAGGAACCCAUUCAAGAGAAGUACAGGAGACCUGUACCAUACUACAGCAGAGAGGAGGAAUCCAUUUAUGAGAAGUACAGAAGACAUGCACCACGCAUUGGUGGAGAAAUUGAACUCUUAGAAAGACGAGAGAGAGAUGAUCGUAGUUUGCAUUUUGAUAUGGAUGGUUCACCGAGGUCUGUUGGAAAUGAUGGUAGAUACUGGAGACAUCCUGAUCGCAGGCUCUGGUCCCCUCAAACUUGCAGAGAAUUUCACAUUGCAGAUGGGAGACAGUGGCGGAAUGUUAGUCCACCAAGAAAUCAUGCAUACAGUCCAUUGAGAUCAGACGGAAGGUAUGGGGAUCACUGGGGACCGUCUAAUUUCCGGGAGCUGUAUUCCAGGCGAAAUAGAGAUGGAGGUGGCUUCAUUUCAUCUCAUGACAAGGGCUUUGAUUUUGACAGGGAUGACCAUGAUGCAGAGGGAAGGCCUAUUUAUACUAACGAUAUUGUUUAUAAUGAGAAAAGAAGAUACAGUUGGCAAGCUAAGGUGGCUGACUGGAGUGAUGAUGAAGCAAGUUUUGGGCACCAAGAACGCGUUAGCUUGUAUGACAGUGACACAUGCUUUCAAUAUGAAAGGAGUUCAAGACAUGGACAUGACAGUGUCAACCAUGAUUCUGCCCAUGGUGGGAAACUCUUAGAUGACCAUCAUUUACACAGGGGUAGAAAAAGUAAAAUGGUGGAAAGAAGUACGGAUUCUGAAGUUAGAAAACACAUUAGUUCUGUUUCUGAUACUGUCGAUGGGAGUGAAGUGGCAGUCUUGAAGCGCAGGGAUUCGGUUAACUUACAUUUAAAUGGUUGGAAAGGAAAGCACCCUCAAAGAAGUUCCAAAACUGGAGAUACAAGAUGCGAUAGGCACGAUCCCACAAAUCACGUGGCUGAUAAGGAAUCAGCUGCUUUCAGGCAUUCUGAUGAAGUUCAUACAGUAAAGGAGGUUCCACCCCGUUCACCGAAAGUGGCGAGUGGUCGUCCUUGCAGCAUUAGCUCAAAGAUUGAAAGAUUUGGCCCAUGUAAUCCGGAGCAUUCGACUGACCAUAACAACGAGAAGUGGCUUGACAAGUAUCCUGUCGUGCAACACCAAGAAGCUUCAAUGCUCGAGGAAGGUCAGUUGCCAUCAGAAGAACCUGAAAAUAAAGAGGCGCGUGCCGGGGCAAGAAAACGUGCUUUUGAGAAAACUGCACCAACUUCAGCUGUUGAAGUUAGACGGUCUGAUAAUGUAGAGGAGAAAAAACCACGCAAAGAAACUGUUGCAGAAGAUAACAAGGCUGUUGGGGGGUACGACAACCACCGGAUUCUCGAGACGCUGGCAAAGAUGGAAAAGCGGAGGGAGCGUUUCAAGGAGCCCAUUGCUCCAAAAAAAGAGCCCGACAAGAGCACCAAACCACAACCUGAGCCUGUGGUCGAAAUAGCGGAAGUUCAACCACAGAGGCCAGCCCGGAAACGGCGUUGGGGCGGCUGUUAGGUUGUUCAGCGAUGGUGCGGAAAUCUCAUAGCUGUCACGGUAAGGGCUCACUGUCUCAUUGGAUGCUGCAAAUUGUAAAUUAACAGAUAAUUUACAGGAUAAAUAGUUUUUAAAGAUUAAAAAAAAGGUAGCCUGAUUGAUCAGAUUAUUCUUGGAGGGAAGAUUGAAGGAAGAAUGUUGUUUUUUAAUAUUCAAUGCUCGUUUGCUGUGACAUUCAUAUUUCGUCAUUAUGUAAUACGAUAUGAUUAAUGGGUUGAAUCCCGCCAUAUAUGCUAGAGUUGAAGUCCUCAGAUA